Penicillium macrosclerotiorum is the source of this 3444-nucleotide messenger RNA. RefSeq lists its product as uncharacterized. NCBI's taxonomy places the organism in Eukaryota, Fungi, Ascomycota, Eurotiomycetes, Eurotiales, Aspergillaceae. The record is from RefSeq and is a predicted model, not a curated record. The coding region runs from base 1 to 3444 and encodes 1147 amino acids. The transcript has 8 exons.
AUGCUGCCAACGUCACCCACCGGCGCGUGGUUCGAGCAUGUCAUCGCCGCGGAGAAGACCAAUGUGGAUAUAGUUGCGAUUCCACCCAUCGGCGCAAACCACCAAAAAGCAUGGACAGCGCAGAAUUCAACAUCUCCCUGGAUCAGCACGUUAUUGAUCAGGCGCAUGCCGCGGGCGCGGGUGCUGUUGUACAACCAUGGGGACCUGCGGGAGCACGAUAAAAUCGAUGACUUGGGUCAGCGGCUGCUUAAUACGCUGCUGGACGAACGCAAGCAGGACAGCAGACGUCGUCCGCUCUUUUUCUUGUGUCACAGCACCGGCGGGCUCGUGGCCAAGGCGUGUCUGGCGCUGGCGUCACGGGCCGAGCCGAGCCAGGCUAUCCUGACCAGCUGCCAUGGCAUCGCCUUCUUCGCGACUCCUCACCAAGGUUCGACCUAUCUCUCCGCGGAUGAGUAUGGCCCGAGCAUCCGGCGGCUCUUGCAUUUAGACCACGAGAUCCCACUGUCAUUACGAGAGCAGUUUCGGCCGCGGCAAGAAAGACUAUGGCAUCUCUCCAACCAGUUCAAAGCGUUGUCCGCGGACAUGAAAGUCUGGUCGUUCCUGGAGACCUUGGAUUCGACGUUACAUGUGAUGGACAUGGAGACUGGGAACACGAUGGAGUUCCAUGCUCCAAUCACGUCCAUCAUAUCUGGAUUGCUAGGUAUUGAACACGAGAAUGAAAUCCCUUUGGCGACUGAUCACGUCGGGACGGCAUGCUUCCAAGGCCAAGAAACAGCACAAGAACAAUUUCUGAUGGAACUGGGAGAGGCGGUUGGCCUUGCUGUCGAAUUAUCAACGCAUAUGGACACUCCUCUUCGUGUAGAAGGAGAGGUCAUGGUGCAAAUCAAUGGUUUCUUUGAGGAUACAGCCCUUGGGGUCAGUGAUGAAAGCCCCCUGAAACUAUGGUCCACACGAGUAUCACUGGAAGAUUAUCUGGCCCGAGGCCCGUCAACGUGUCUACGAGAAAGACUCAAACGUGUACAGCCUGGAGGAUUAGAUGAUUCGUCCUUAAGCAGUUUUGACAGUCGAUACCCUUCCUCCCACCAGGCCCCAGGGCCAGAUGAGCACGCCCAGGAUCCAGAACAAGAUCACCAAAUAGCCCCCCAUCAGAAGGAUCCUAGACAGUCAAGGCCCUCUAUGAGACGGGGAGAAAGCUUCCCAGAUCCAGCACCCCAAUCCCCAACGAUACAUAUCACGGAAGCUGCGAUGGAUGGAUACUUUGAUCGCAGCACGAGUGAGAGUCCCCCACCACCCCGAGAACGGAAACGCGCGAGUUCUAUUGCAAAAGCCCUGGGAUUAGCACCCCUUGACUCUCACAAGCGCAAUGCAUCAGAUGGCAGCUCGCAGACUAGUAGUUCUCGUCCCUCUUCUCCCUCGCCGCAUCAAGCAGGCUUUUUAUCGAUCCCAUCAUCCACCCGGGACCGUAUUAACCAAAACGCUGAAGCUCGCGACAUCCCUCGUUCCGUUCCUCGUUUUGAUCAACCAGAACCCGAUACCGAAAAACUCCUGUGGAUUCAUGUCCCCUACACACAUACCGGAUGGGUGUCGCAAGUGAUCCGUCGGGCAUGUAAAGAUCGCCAUGAGCCAAAUUUCCUGAGGAAAUUUAUCAAUGAAGAAAACUGGUAUCUACUAUUAAACAGGGCCCGCCACAGGGAGCCGCAUGCUCGCUUCGUCCGUCCGAAAUGCAUCCAUUCACGUCAAAUGGAUGUAUCGCAAGGGAAUGAAGGAGGGGCAUCAGAUGAUCCUCAACUAGCACUCUAUACACCUUACCUUCACUGGGACAGAUACCGCAACCUAAUUCAACGCCGCCAGGUAGUCGAAGAUCGACUGCGCCAAGGACGAUCAAGACCUGUUCCAAACCGGGUUGCAAAAUCCAGUCUUGAAGCCCAGCUCAUUUGGCAGUAUCUUGGGUCCGAGCCGCCGAUCCACUUCCGUCGGACACUCGAUCAAUAUGGAUACCCAAAUCUGCGAUCCACUGUCGCUCGUGAUGACGAUCAGAUGCUUUGGAAACGAACCCGCAAGCCAAGUCGCAUAGAUGACCAACUUAAGAAAUAUCUGGAGGCCAGCCAGGAUGACCCGGAAGAAGGCGACGCUAUAGACUUUAUGGACGGGAAUGUGUUGAUGGUUGACCAGCUUUGGCUGUGGAUUGUGGACCAGAAAACCGUCAUAACAUUCUUCCCGAACCAGGAGGCGACUACAUCCGAAGGCAAAUUAUUUGAGCAAACCAAUCUGCAUAGCAGCAUUUAUAAUGAGCUGAAUGGCGACUUGGCGCGGCGUUUUGAGACAGCUGGUGAUCUUGCGGCUCUGAUCAUGCUGCAUGCUACAACUGUUCUACUUGACAAAACUUUACACCAUGACCUACAAGUCCUUCGCAUCUUCGAAGAGUCUAUCAGUAUCUUGACCGAAUCUGUGACGAAAUCAUUCAAGCGAUUCCGGAAAAUGAUGACGGCUGCCCAACUUGACGCUCGAGACCGCCAAACUGCGCGCCGUAAUCGUGACGAUCUAUCGGUGCUUUUAGAAUUACGAGACAUAGAAGACGAAUUAUCAACUAUAUUAAAACUUCUCGACCAACAGGAUACUGUGAUGAAGAGCAUGAUGAAAUACUUUGAUCGCAAAGGGUGUGGUAAGGUCUUUCUGGAUGCAGCUCAAAUGCGGAUCGACGAGUACCGUACCCAGAUUGGCGAUAUGAAGGAAAACAGCCAUCUUGCGCAGAAGGCCGUUGAGACCCUCCUCGACCUUAAACAGAAGCAGGCCAAUGUCGAUGAAUCAAAGAUGGCACGAUGGCAGGCAGAAGAAACUCAAAACCAAUCCCGAUCUCUAAUGGUUUUCACUAUAUUCACAGUAAUGUACGGAAACGCUUUCUGCGGUGGUACCAUCUCGUAUAUGGCUAAUUUGUGCAGCUUUCUUCCACUGUCUUUCUUCACCUCUUUAUUUGGUAUCAAUGCUCGCGAAUGGAGCGGGACCGAACAAAAUCUCACGUUGGCAGAGAUGGCAGAAAUUGCUGCACCUGCCUCGUUUGCUAUAAUAUUAAUAGCUUUACUUAUGGCGUUCAGUGAAAAGCUACGCCAAAUUGUGGCCAAAUCUCAUAAAAUCACCAAGGGUUUGCUGUCGGAAUUUAUUUUUUACCCUGUCAAGGUAUUUCUGCACUGGGAGUCAUUCAAAGGCAAAAUUCCAAGUGUUGUCCCAGCUGAGGAUUCAGCCAUGCGCAAACGAUUUGAUAACUACCUUGGAUACGGAAACCAUCGCAUGAAUAUUGACGAGGACUUUUGGCAACGUCGCGAAGGCGCACGCAGGCCGUUGGAAGAAUUGGAGAGAAAGAAACGGAAGCGGGCGAAGUCAAUAGGUUGGGGAGAGGCAAUCUCUGAGAAAGUGAGACGAGUCAGUCAAGGGGGACUCAAUGUAUGA